CAAAAAUGGUGUCUGGUGUUGUGCUGAGCCACAGCGGAUGCCAAGUCUUACAGGCCUCGCUUCUCCUUCCUUUCGCAGGCAAUAAACCCCAGACGAGUUCUCUCAUUUGAUUGUUUCCUCUCCAGACGCGAACCUUCCUUCUUUUCAACCCAAAAUCACCGAUAAUAAAAGCCGCGUUCCCCGAUCUGUUCCGGUCUCCAAGAACCCGCCCACCUCUCCUGUCUCUCUUUCCCCGCGAAAUUUGUCUGCGAUUUCGUGGAGCAGUUCCGCGCCUUCUCGCCGGUCGCCGCUCUCCAGGAUGCGCAACCUCCUCUCGAAUUCGUUUGAGCUCAACAAGGAGGAACGGCCCCCGGGGAAUGUCGAUAUUGAGCUAGGUUUGCAAGGCGACCUGUCGGGUUCCGCACAGCCAGGUUUCGAUGGCUUCUAUGAACAGGUCAGGGAGAUUGAUAAGUUGCUUGAGACGUUGACAAAACUACUGAAGGAUCUUCAGAACUCAAACGAGGAAUCAAAAAUUGUCACUAAGGCAUCAGCUAUGAAAGAUAUCAAAAGGCGCAUGGAGAAGGAUGUUAAUGAAGUGACAAAGGUUGCACGGCUCACAAAAUCAAAACUUCAGCAAUUGAAUAAAGAGAAUCUUGCAAACAGAGAAAAGCCGGUCUUUCACAAGGGAUCAAGUGUGGACCGAUCUCGGACCUCAGUGACAAUGUAUACUCCUUCUGUCAUCCUCUUGCUUGUUUUUCUUUUCACUUCUAUUCUAGUUUUUGCAUUAUUGAUUCCACUUCAUAAUAAUCAUAUGUGCAGUACAUUGACUAUGAGGUUGAGAGAACGCAUAUCAGAGUUUCAGACACUAAGAGAAGCAAUCCAGACGGAGUACAGGGAAGUUGUAGAGCGGCGUGUUUUCACCGUAACGGGCGAGCGUGCUGAUGAAGAGACUAUUGACAAGCUGAUAGAAACAGGCGACAGUGAGCAAAUUUUUCAAAGAGCUAUUCAGGAACAAGGGCGUGGAAGGGUGCUCGACACACUCCAAGAGAUCCAGGAGCGGCAUGACAUGGUGAAAGAGAUCGAGACUAAGCUCCUUGAGCUGCAGCAGAUUUUCCUCGACUUGUCGGUACUGGUUGAGGCGCAAGGCGAGAUCCUGAACAACAUCGAAGUGCAGGUUACAGGUGCAGUGGAGCAUGUUCAGACUGGAACAAACCUCCUUCAGAAGGCGAGGGUCCUGCAAAAAAACACGCGGAAAUGGACCUGCAUAGCGAUCAUCAUCCUGCUGAUCAUCGUACUCGUCAUCGUCCUCUCGUUGAAACCGUGGGCAAAGAAGUAGGGAAAAAGGAGCAUCAUGCUAUGCUAGGACAAUAUACGAUAUUUCAUAUGAUGUUUAUUGUAUAGCUUUUGCUGUGUAUACGUCAAUGCCAUAUGGUGCCGGAGCCGUCAUGUAUAUUUCUCUGAUUAGUUUUUGGUGGGGUGUGAACUUUGUUCGAUUUUGUGGUUCGAAUAACAAAAUUCAGCUUGAUUA
This is a messenger RNA of Triticum aestivum (bread wheat), 1507 nucleotides long. Its product is annotated as syntaxin-132. The record is from RefSeq and is a predicted model, not a curated record. Gene Ontology annotation, cellular component: plasma membrane; endomembrane system; SNARE complex. NCBI's taxonomy places the organism in Eukaryota, Viridiplantae, Streptophyta, Magnoliopsida, Poales, Poaceae. Gene Ontology annotation, biological process: vesicle fusion; intracellular protein transport; exocytosis. The transcript has 12 exons. The coding region runs from base 299 to 1315 and encodes 338 amino acids. Gene Ontology annotation, molecular function: SNARE binding; SNAP receptor activity.